GGAGGCGGCAGGAGGAGGAGCGGCGGCGCGGACCGCAGCGAGCUGGCUUGGUUGCCCCUGAAGAUGGCGGCUGCAGCCGCUCCUCCGGGUGCUGGCUGCUCGCCUGCGGGUGGCGGCUCCGUGCCCGUCCUCUUCUGCUUCUCGGUCUUCGCGCGGCCAUCGACCGUGCCCCACGGCGCCGGCUACGAGCUGCUGAUCCAGAAGUUCCUCAGUCUCUACGGGGACCAGAUAGACAUACACCGCAAGUUCGUGGUGCAGCUGUUCGCCGAGGAGUGGAGCCAGUACAUCGACCUGCCCAAGGGUUUCGUGGUCAGCGAGCGCUGCAAGGUGCGCCUGGUGCCGCUGCAGAUCCAGAUGACUACUUUAGGCAACCUGACACCAUCAAGCACUGUGUUUUUCUGCUGUGAUAUGCAAGAGAGAUUCCGUCCUGCCAUCAAAUACUUCGGUGAUAUCAUCAGCGUAGGUCAACGGCUGCUCCAAGGUGCGCGACUCUUAGGAAUUCCAGUCAUUGUAACUGAACAGUAUCCCAAAGGCCUUGGCAGCACUGUACAAGAAAUUGAUUUAACAGGAGCUAAACUUGUGCUUCCCAAAACAAAAUUUUCAAUGGUUUUGCCAGAAGUUGAAGCUGCAUUAGCAGAGAUUCCUGGAGUCCGCAGUGUUGUCCUGUUUGGAGUAGAAACUCAUGUCUGCAUCCAGCAAACAGCAUUGGAAUUAAUUGGCAGAGGUCUGGAAGUUCACAUUGUAGCUGAUGCCACCUCAUCAAGAAGUAUGAUGGACAGAAUGUUUGCUCUUGAGCGUCUUGCUCGUACUGGAAUCAUAGUUACUACUAGUGAAGCUAUUCUGCUGCAGCUGGUAGCUGAUAAAGAGCACCCAAAAUUCAAAGAAAUCCAAAAUCUCAUUAAGGCAAGUGCCCCCGAGUCAGGCCUCCUUUCCAAAGUUUAAAGAGCAUGUGGAAGAAGUAAAUGUCCUUGCUGUCUUUAAGGAUUGUGGAAAGCUCAAGCGCACACAUACACAUUCUUUCACACUAACUUUGGCAGAGGUGUAAAAUUUAAAAUUGAAAUACUUGUGCUUGCCUUAGCAAAAAUUGUCUGGUUAUGUUUCUGGGUGCCACUAUGUUCUGUUCAGUCACAGCUGUCAGAGGCUUACGGUACCAUAGGACCCUUUUGUUGUCAGACUUCAGUACUUAAUUUAAGAAAACAAAAAUUAAGAGAGGUGCCUGUUAUCCUAUACACUGAUUGUAACAGCUCAAAAGAAAGUGCAUACUUCUGUGAAACUUCUUGAUUGUGCACUUUGUUGAAAUAUGCUGUGAUACUGUUUUACUUUUGUAUUAGUAGAAGAUAAAUACAUGUUGGAUAAAUGUAUUGUGAUAUGCUUUCAUGUUCUAUGUAAAUGAAAUAUUUUAAUAGGACAUAAAUUAGAGAGGACUAAGCUGCCUGGAAUACAUGUGCGAAUUUGUUCAUUAGGAUAAAAUAUAAAUGCUUUACUUAGUAAACAAGACGCGUAGAUCAAACAACUUCUGAUAUUUGAUUGCUUUAGUUUGCUGAAGCUUGCACGACAAUUUGUGAUUGCCCUGCAAUUAAAUGCCAAGCCCUGUACCACUUACACAUAUAGAAGCCUGCCAUUUAAUGAGAUCUUUACAAACAACUGACAUAAAAUCAUUAAGAUUACCAUAAAUUUAAGUAUUUUGGCAGUGCUAAGGAUUUAAAGAACAAAAGCUUUUCAACUUUGAGUGCUGAAUCUACUAUUAUAUUUAGAUGGUUAUGUUUGUUUUUGUUUUUGAUUUUUGUUCUACCUUGUUUUGGUUAGAUUUAGUAAUUCCAUCGAUCAUUUAACAAAGCAAGCUUUGAAACAGACCUCAGCUUCUCUAAGUUUGUGUUUAUUUUUGUAGUCUACAUCUGAGUGGAGACUGAAUGGAGUUUGAUCUGAAAGCAUACUUCAGCAAAAUCGUGUCUGUAACUUAUUGAUAUAGAGUAUAUUUUCUAUCUCAAACCAUUUAAAACAUGAUUGCUCAUAAAGGCACUUCUUUUAUGCUCCAGUGGUUUAAACGAUAUUAUAUAAAGUUUACAUUGUGACUGAGACUUUUAUUUUUUUAAAAGAAAAAGGGGAUGUCAUACUGAGCACUGAUCUUUUUGGUAGAAAACUAAUUACAAUAUAUGUGUGGCUUUAAAUUGCAUAUUUUCCCCACAAGAUGGCUCUAAAAGAAUUGUUUGAGAGUUAUAACCUUUAUAUGUUCAAAACAAAUAAAACAUUAACAUUUACUGUCUCUCUUAUGCUUGUGAUAUUUAUUGAAGAGCAAAUCCCAGAAGGUUAGUUUGCCAUAGACCUGGUUCUAUUUUGUGCAGCUGUGGAAUUUCUAUAGAUGCCAUGGGAAUUUUGUGUAAAGAUCAAGGAUGGAUAAUGUCUAAUAAUUCUUGCCUUCUGUGUCUUUUUUCAGUGUUGUUUAGUGCUCCAGAACUUGAGGAAUGUACGUAAUGUUUCAAGUUGGAGGCAGGGAGGGGAGCUAAGUUGAAGAACCAUUGUCCUACAUCACUGACCUACUUUUUACUUUCUUUUCUGGUAUAUUAAUCAUGUUGCCUAGCAGAAUGAAGUCCACUUAUAUAAAUCAGCAGCUGUGCACAAAAAUACUAUGCAUUUCUUAUGAAUACGGUUUUAUUGCUUUUAUACACUUACGUGGUGAACAUAGCUAGAGUAACUAACAUAAGUAAAAAUGACCAUUUUUAGAACAGUAUCAAUUUCUUCAGUGCCAAAUACAAAUUUCUUUUGAAGAAGUAAUUGCAUUUGUUUCUAAACAAUUACCAUUUUUAUGCAAACAUAAGUUGGAGGCCAGAUGUCGUGAGUUCCUUUUCACAUGCAGUCCUUUCCUAGCUAAGUCAUCACAAGAGGAAUUAGUAAUGGUGUGACACUAGGAAAGAAUCUUUAAAAUUAUGUAUGUAUUUUUUGUAUUUACAUAGCCUAUGGCAAAAUAUAUACUUCUAGUGUU
This is a messenger RNA of Coturnix japonica (Japanese quail), 2980 nucleotides long. RefSeq names its product isochorismatase domain containing 1 (gene ISOC1). The record is from RefSeq and is a predicted model, not a curated record. Lineage: Eukaryota; Metazoa; Chordata; Aves; Galliformes; Phasianidae.